AUUAUGAGUUUAAGGUUAUCGAUAAAAUAAGAUACCCCUAUAUGUAUCAUAAUCGACACUCAUAAAAGGAUAUUCCUGAUGAUGUGUGCAAAAAGAAGGCAUGGAAUAUUAUUUUUAUUUGUAAUACAUGGUCUGUGGAUUUAACCUAGAAAUUUUGGUGUUUGAUAAAUUACCGUAAAGGCGCCAAACCGGCCGAUAUAACAAGCGGAGCUUAAAGGCGAGAAUGCCGCAUAUCGGCAUUGACCGUAUCGUUAGCUUCAGUAGCGAAGAUUCCGCACACGCGGCUAAAAACUUAUUAUCGAGCGACCCCGCUAAAAAAUGGAAAUGCAAAACGGCGGGCGAAAAAAACGCCAUCGUCGUGUUGCAAUUCGAACAACCCACCGUUAUCACCGGCGUGGAUAUCGGAAACGAGCACUCUGCUUACAUCGAAAUUCUCGUCUCUCGUUCCACCUCCGACGAUUAUAAAGUACUCUUGGUGAUGUCCUCAUUCAUGACGCCGUUGGAGUCCCGACAAAGCCAGAAUAUCAAUAAGGUUCGAAUGUUUAAAACGGAAGAUUUUUCAGAUCCGGAAAGAAACGAAAAGUGGGAUCGAGUGAAAAUCGUCUGCACACAGCCUUUCAAUAGACACGUGCAGUACGGUUUAUCAUUUGUUCGCUUCUACGCGAGCACUGAAAAAGAUGAAAUGAAACCGGCAUGUUUAACCAUAGGAAAGUUUGUGGUUCGACCGGAAUCGCCAGAUAAUAUCACGGCGGGUAGUUUGUUUGCCCGGAGGAAGGAGCUACAAGAAGAAACACUGAAAGGUGCGGCUGCUAUUAGAGAAGCAACAUUAUUGGCGCAUAUGGGAUCACCAGUUAAUAAAAAACUAAAACAUAACCUGCCCACGACUCCAAAGUUGAGGCCCGACCACUUAGGGGAAAAAAAAUCUCCAAAAGCGAGAAACCGUGAUGAGUUAUUGUACACUAAAGAAGAGGACGAGAAAAACGAUAAAAUAGACGCCAUAAUCGAGAAAAAAAUGAAAGAGAAGGGGGAGACAAUGCAAAAAGAGAAGGAGAAAAAGCAAAUGAGUGGGAAUAAAAAAAAUGUCGAUAAAAAAGAGUCGAACAAAAAUUCAAGUGACGCGGAAACGAGCAAACGAAGGUUACAACCUCGGGACGAUCACCCAAAGUCGAAAAAAAUGAAAAAGACGCGUCAAACGAAACCGUUCGCAAAAUUAUUGGACGGUGUCGUUUUGGUAAUAAGCGGCAUACAGAACCCGGACAGGGCAAAUUUACGCUCUAUGGCUUUGUCAAUGGGCGCCAAAUACAAAUCCGACUGGGACAACACCUGCACCCACUUAGUGUGCGCUUUCGCAAAUACCCCCAAAUUCAAUCAAGUUAAAGGUAAGGGUAAAAUAGUUAAAAGGAGUUGGUUGGAAGAUUCUUACAAUGAGAGGAAAAGGCUGCCUUGGAGGAGGUACGCUUUGGAUAAGGCAGACGCUGGAGCAGAGAGCGAAGAAGAAAUUUGGGAGGAAGUAAAAGACACUUUAGAGCCCGUCACGUUAUCAGAUAGCGAGUUAGUAGAGGAAGGAUCGGAUACUGAAGAUAGGGUGAAAGACAUACUAGCAAGGCGCCAGGGCGAACCGCCGGACAUUUUCAAAGCCGAUACCGACUUCGAGGCCACUGACAGUGACGAUUGCCUCGACGAUCGUUCGUUAGAAAUUAAAGACGUCCUAUUAAAAGAUUUUUUUCGAAACAAAAUUUUUUAUAUAGACAGCGCGUUGGACGAGGAUUAUAGGAAUAAGAUCAAACAGUACGUCGUGGCAUAUAACGGGUUGUUGGUGGAAAAUCUGGACGCCUCGAUAGAGAUAAUCAUCACGCGUAAAGAUAACGCCAACGUUUUUAAAGAUAUGUUACCGAAUGCGGUUUGCGUGUCGCCCGACUGGAUCUGGCGUUGUCACAAUUCGAAAAGCGUCGUCGAGAUGGACGAGUUCAUACUAUAA
Molecule: messenger RNA, 1978 nt
Organism: Cylas formicarius (sweet potato weevil)
Lineage: Eukaryota; Metazoa; Arthropoda; Insecta; Coleoptera; Brentidae
Gene: XRCC1
Product: DNA repair protein XRCC1
Exons: 6
Coding region: 224-1978 (584 amino acids)
Biological process (GO): base-excision repair; double-strand break repair via nonhomologous end joining; single strand break repair
Cellular component (GO): nucleus
Molecular function (GO): damaged DNA binding
Source: RefSeq, a predicted model, not a curated record